CUCUCUGUUGGCUGAUUGCUUUGCCCAGAACCGCCAUUUGUGUUAGCGUUUCUUUAAGCGAAAGAAAGGCGUGAAAAAGUUUCAAACGCCUUAGUCGAUCGGUCAUCAAUCUGUGGAAGAAUCAGUGAGCUCCACAGUUUUAAUCUCUUGCAAAUCUUCGUAAACCCUAGCUUAGAGUGACCUAGAUCCUCAGAUCUGAACGAAUUCAAAGAAAACCAGAAAUGUCGGCGCUUUUCAAUUUCAAUUCGUUCUUGACGGUGGUGUUGUUGGUGAUUUGCACAUGCACUUUCUUGAAGAUGCAGUUCCCAACCUUCCUUGAACAGAAAACUGGGUUCCGCGGAUUCUUUUGGAAGGCAGCUAGAAUAGGUGAACGUUUGAGUCCUUGGGUGGCUGCUGGAUGCUUCACGAUGGGAGUCUCAAUCAUAUUCUUCUAAGCUAAGAGGUAUUCAUUUGUACCCUACCCUGGAGGGGAGUAGUGCAACGUGGUACACUUUUAGUCGAUGGUUUCCGGAGCUGCCAAUCAUAUUUGGAUUAUAGGAAUGUCUUGAUUAUGACUUAUUCGAGUAGAGAAAUUUUAUGUGCCUUGCUAAAUGUCAAGUUGCUUUCUUUUUUCCUACCACGAGGUGGAAACAGGAAGUGAUUUAACUUUUGUGCUUGAAAUCAAUGGAAAACCAGUUUCUUGAAA
Molecule: messenger RNA, 685 nt
Organism: Ziziphus jujuba (common jujube)
Lineage: Eukaryota; Viridiplantae; Streptophyta; Magnoliopsida; Rosales; Rhamnaceae
Exons: 5
Coding region: 222-434 (70 amino acids)
Biological process (GO): protein secretion; intracellular transport
Source: RefSeq, a predicted model, not a curated record